GUGAGGAAUCCUUUUUUUUUAUUUCUUUUUUGGUGCUUCUAUCGAACACUGCACUCGUCAUGGCCAUUGUGCGAUUAAAUCAGGACCACGCCAGCCGUGCGCCGGCAUUACCAUCUGCACCUCCAAUGAAGAAAUACACUAUCAAGGAUCACAAUCCUCAAGCUACGUUAUACAAAUUCAUGAACAACAGCUUCCCAAUUCGUGUAAAAACACUUGCCAUCUUGUUCUUUGUGGCAUUGAUGUUCGGUAGAUGGACAGUGAGGAAGCAUCAACAUGACUCAAAAGGGCCGGAGUCUCAAACGCUUGCUGGUUUGAAAGAAGCAAGGAACGAGCAAAUUCAACAAGUGCAACUAUGGAUCCGUUACCGUGUGCACUCCGACCCUGUGAAACUGUCGGUACCUGUUACUCUUACAUGGGCAGACGUCAAACAUCUGAUCAAGAAGGAACUAGCGCCUGCAAUGGAUCAGAUAUCUCUGCUGGAUAUAUGGCUUCUUCAUGUCACUGAAGGACGUAUCUUAGUGACCGAAACGGUAUCAUCGCAAUACCAGAACAUCAGUGCUGAUAAUCCCCUGAUCGUAUUUGUAAACAAUUUUGAGUCGCGUAUUGACAUUAAACAGCGCACCAGUUUACCGCUAAGAAUAUCUGCACCGUUAUGCAUUAAAGGAAGUUUUAAUUCAGAGGGUUACAAAGCACUCUAUCAAAUUCUGAAGGAUGGUGCGAACGCCAACGAUAUUGAAGCUCUACGCUUGGAUUUAUGCAUGUCCAACCUUGGCGUUGUCAGCGAUAACAUCGAAAGGAGUCAGCUUGAUGGAUUUAAUCAAGGACUACUUGCCUCCGCAUAUGAGUAUAUGUUUAGUCACUGAAAAAAAAAAAAAAGUGCGCCAUGACUCAGCCAAUUCUGCCGAUCCUUUUAGCUAUAAUUCAACUUCCAGAUAAUACGCAGUAUCCAUC
Messenger RNA from Radiomyces spectabilis, 951 nucleotides. RefSeq lists its product as uncharacterized. NCBI's taxonomy places the organism in Eukaryota, Fungi, Mucoromycota, Mucoromycetes, Mucorales, Radiomycetaceae. The coding region runs from base 60 to 863 and encodes 267 amino acids. The record is from RefSeq and is a predicted model, not a curated record. The transcript is spliced from 3 exons.